This is a messenger RNA of Bombina bombina (fire-bellied toad), 1874 nucleotides long. It is a transcript of the gene CD2, whose product is annotated as CD2 molecule. The transcript has 7 exons. NCBI's taxonomy places the organism in Eukaryota, Metazoa, Chordata, Amphibia, Anura, Bombinatoridae. The record is from RefSeq and is a predicted model, not a curated record. Bases 11 to 1741 code for a protein of 576 amino acids.
UCACAAGAGGAUGCAGUCUCAGGGGACCAUGCACACGACAGUAUUUGUGGGACUCUGGCUUCUUCUACUUAAAGGAGCUGCCUCCGAGACCCUCAAUGUGUAUGCAGCAGUGAAUGGCUCUGUAAUGCUCAAUAUACCAAAAUAUACUUACAGUGAAGGGGACCAAGUAGUAUGGACAAAAAAUAAUACCUUGAUGGUAAAAACAGGAAAGAUACCCAUAGAGGGCUGCGCAUGUGAGCUGCAAAAAAACGGAUCCUUGUACCUUAAGGACCUGACACAGACUAAAGAACCCAGUUACAGAGUGCAAAUUCACAACAAAGUGGGUAAAAAUAUUGUGCAACAGGAAAUACAAGUGACAUUGUUGGAGAGGGUGAGCUCACCAGACCUCACAUAUAAGUGCACCGAGAAAACCGAAAUUCAAUGUAAACCGACAAAAGGGGAAAAUGUUAAAAUUGAUAUUUACUGGAAUGGUAAACAACAAACUAUUGACAAACAGCACAAAGUAGUAAAAUCAGACAAAACUGGACAAGCAAAAUGCACAGCCUCAAACAAAGUGAGCACAGAAAGUAUCAGCAUUGAGGUCCACUGCUCUAAAGGAGGGCCAGUUCCAGAGGAGAUGUGCCUGGAAUGGAGAGCCCUGAUUCGGCUAGAGAUGUGGGAAGAUGCACUGGAGAAUUGGUAUGGCUGCAGAGGCAAAGUCCUGCCCUCCCCAGAACAGCGCUUCGGGGACCAGGUGAACUUGCGGCUCUGCUUACUGAGAGAUCAACUCACAGGUGAGGGGAUAGCCGAACUGAAGUGUCUGGUGCAAAGAGAGGUCGAGCUCGAGGAUCGUUACAGAGCGUUAUAUUGGUUUGCAGACAGGAGGCAGUCGAGGGCAGAAACGCACUAUUCCCCGGAAGUUGUUGACUUUGGUGGCCCUGGCUUAUUAUGGGAAGCAUUUGAGGAGAAAGUUGACUUUGGCAGUCCCGAGGAAUAUCGAUUCUGGGACAUUCAAAGCAGAAGGUUCGAUGGUCUGCUGACCAGGAUUGAGGCCGGAUUCAUAAAGGAGCGGCUUGCACUGAUCGAUGGGGAGACUGAGAUUGAUGCUGGCGGGAGACCUGGAGCAGUACAACUGAAUGCAGUAGACUUCCAAGCCGCACCCGGCCUCCCUGAGAAACAACAACUACGGAACAGUAAUAUGGGAGGUUCCGGUACAACUUGUAGCUCACUGGCCCAGCUGGACAGCGGGUUAUUGACCCCUGUUAAUAAUACCGCAGAAUGGGACAUAUUCCUGAUCCUGAGCGUUGCUGGGGGAGCUGUCGCAUUUCUCAUUUUCCUUAUUUUGCUGAUUUAUUGUCUGAAGAGAAGAUGCAGAAAGCACAACCAGACAGAUGAGGAGGAGCCAGAUGUGUGUCCAAAGAACAAAAUCCAGACACGUCAGUUACCAGAACCUCCAUGCCAGCCCAGGACACAUAGCUUGCCUAGGGGGCCUUCUGGCAUUCCAGAACAAAAACCAUCCCAGAAACUUCCUCUAGUUGACAGACAGACAUUACCUGUACCUCAACCCCAGAAAACAAGAAAACACAAGCAAAGGCCGCAGGAACAGACUGAGAACCUACCUGAACAACAGAAGAACCAAAUGAAUACACAAAAGCCCAGCCUACCCCCAAAUCACCCAACUGGGCAACCCCCAAGGCCGCAACCCCGCAGCCAGGCAAAACCACCUCGCCAUAACCGCAAAAAAAAUCAAUUAAUAGACUGAGAAGUCAGCAGUGUGUAAGGGGUCAAUCUUUAUUCAUGCGUGUACAUAGUAUUUAAGACCAAAGUAACACAAUUACAAAGUUUAAAUUAAUAAAAAUGGGAAGAAUGUUUAGUGGUAUCAAAGACUGAAAAUA